This is a messenger RNA of Diplodia corticola, 960 nucleotides long. RefSeq names its product pth11-type gpcr protein. The coding region runs from base 1 to 960 and encodes 319 amino acids. The record is from RefSeq and is a predicted model, not a curated record. The transcript has 3 exons. Lineage: Eukaryota; Fungi; Ascomycota; Dothideomycetes; Botryosphaeriales; Botryosphaeriaceae.
AUGGACGAUCCUACCCUGCUGAUCCUAUGGCUGCUGACCUGGCUGGCCGUGACCAUCAUGGUCUCGCGCCUGCUUCUGCGCAAGGUACGAGGCCAGGACUACAGCGCUGGCGACUACCUGACCAUGGCCGCAAUCUUCUGCGCCUUUGUCCGCCUUGCCCUGAUUCAUGUUGUCCUCGUCUGGGGCACAAACAACAUGUCCCCACAGCUCCGCGACAAGACACACUGGACGCCUGAGAAGGUCUACCGCCGUGAGAUUGGGAGCAAAUUCGCCGUCGUGAACCGCGUCUUCUACAAUUCAUAUCUGUGGCUGCAAAAGCUCGUUCUCUUGGACAUCACACGCCAGCUCAUCAAGGGCUUGCACUGGGAGUAUGCCGUGCUGCGAUUCUAUCUCUUCAUUUUCGGCGGAACCUACGUUGCCGUGCAAGUCGUCACUUUCACCGAAUGCACUCCCUUCCAUUUGUACUGGCAAGUGCUUCCAGAUCCAGGAAGCUGUUCCCAGGCCCAGACCCAACUCGUCGCCGUCGGAAUCCUAAACAUCCUCACCGACAUCAUGCUCAUGAUCCUUCCCAUCCCCAUCUUCUUUUACUAUUGGAAGCGGCCAUUGUUGCAGCGCAUACACAUCUUCUCGCUCUUCUGCCUCGGCAUCUUCAUCGUCGCCAUCACCGCCAUCCGCCUCCCGCAGAACUACAACCAAGCCACCAGCCAGGUCAACCGAACGACGUGGGCGAGCAUCGAGCUCUUCGUCGUCGCCUUGGCCGUCAACGCGCCAGUGUUAUACACUUUGAGGAAACGGCAGCUGCGACCUCAGCAGCCACCGCCGGCAACCGUCAUCGAGCUCAGCGACGGCCCGGCAAGCGAUUCGCCCAUGGUGCAGGAUCUCGAGGCGAGGAAUGAAUAUUACAACCGGACAAGAGUCGACACCGCUAUGGUUCCGGACACGCCAAAACUAAAGCGCUGA